AACCUUCCGUCCUUCCCCCACAAAAUAGAGCAUGUCAGCGUAAAUCCCACUUUGCCUGUUGCCUUCAAUUCCACCUCCAUCCACGCCGCUCUCCUCCCAUCUAUCUCCUGUUCUUCCACUUCCACCUGCCACCUCAAGCAAGUCCAUGCCCAAAUACUGCGCUCCAAUCUUUCCGACUCCGUCCUUCCCAAACUCUCGUCCACUUCCUCUAUCUCCAGCCUCGAGUUUGCCCUCUCCGUCUUCACCUACCUCCCCACUCCCUGUCCUACUCUCUGCAAGAAAUUCUUGAGGUCUUUAUCUCGUAAUGGUAAACCUGAAACCGUCCUUUUAGCCUAGGAAGGGAUUAUUAGUGUGGGUAGGUUUAGCUUUCCUUCGUUGCUAAAAGCAGCUGCGAAGAUCUCCGCAUUGAAUGAGGGGAUGGAGAUUCAUGGAGUUGCCGACAAGUUGGUCGAUAAAGAUCCGUUUGUGCAAACGGGUUUCCUGGGAAUCUAUGCUGCAAGUGGAAGGAUUUUGGAGGGGCGAUAAGUAUUUGAUAAAAUGUCUUAGCGGGAUGUUGUUACCUGGAACAUUACGAUUAAUGGGUGGACUUUUUAUGAUGCCUUGCAGCUUUUUGAAGAGACGAGGAGCUCUAAUGUAAUGCCAGACAAGAUGCUUCUCUCCACCAUGUUAUCAGCUUGUGGUCGAGCUGGAAACUUAAGCUUUGGAAAAGAAGUCCAUGAUUUCAUUACUGAAAAUAACAUUGCGCUUGACCCUCAUUGUGCACUUAUCUCUAUGUACGCAACUUGUGGUAAAGAUUUAUUAACUAAAAUGUCAUCUAGAAACUUGGUUGUUUCAACCACCUUGGUUUCUGUUUAUUCAAGAGGUGUUGAGGAUGCUUGCUUGAUUUUUAACCAGAUGGAUUAAAAGGACGUGGUCUGUUGGAGCGCAAGCUGCGCAAUGAUCUCUGAUUAUGCUGAGAGUGAUUAGCCUCAAGAAGCUCUUAAUCUAUUUAAAGAAAUGCAAGUCUUAAGAAUAGAACCAGAUGAAAUUACAAUACUGAGUGUAAUCUCAGCUUGUGCACUUCUUGGUAUGCCGGAUCAAGCUAAACGGAUCCAUAUGUUUGUUGACAAGAACGGAUUUGCCAAUUUGAAGGAGCUGUCAGUCAACAAUGCUAUUGAUAUGUAUGCCAAAUGUGAUUUGGAAAGUGUCAAAGCAAUUUUUUAGAAAGUGUUAAGAAGGAAUGUGAUAUAUUGUACUAGUAUGAUCAAUGCCUUUGCCAUCCAUGGGAAUGCCAAUAGUGCACUAAACUUCUUUCAUCGAACGAAAGAUAAAAACAUUGAGCCUAAUGAAGUGACAUUUGUAGGAGUUCUUUAUGCUUGUAGGUGUAGCCAUGCAAGUCUAGUAGAGGAGAGAAGGAGAAUUUCUGCAUCAAUAAUUAAUGAACACGGUAUCACUCCUAAACAUGAGCAAUAUGGUUGCAUUGCAGAUCUAUUCGAUGGUUCUAUUCUCCUAAGAGAUGUGCUAAAUCUUGCGGAGACAAUGCCUUUGCUACCCAACAUUAUAUGGGGUUCUCUUAUGGCUGCUUAUCUGGCUCAUGGAGAGAUUGAAUUGGCAGAAUUUGCUGACAAAUGGGUGCUUAGGUUGGAGCCAGACCAUGAUGGAGCACUUUCUUUAUUAUCAAAUACUUAUCCCAGGGAAAAAAGGUGGCAAGAUGUUGGAGAAGUAAGGAACUUGAUGAAACAAAGAAGUUUACUAAAAAGAAAGGGGAAGAAGAUGGUGGAAUUGAGCAACGACUCGCACAAGAUCUCAAUGGCAGAUAGAAGAUACGAACAAGCAGACCAGAUCUAUGGGAAGUUACAUGAAGCGGUUGAGAACUUGAUGUUGUUUGGUUAUUCUCCAAUUAUUAAUAUUGUUUUGGCUGAUUUAAUUAGCCAAGUGAAAAAGGAAUUGGUUUUAUGGCACGUUGAGAAGUUGGCUCUUUUUUAUGGGUUGAUAAAUGAGGAAAAAGGGUACUGCAUCCGCAUAGUGAAGAAUCUUAGGAUUUGCGAGGACUGCCAUACUUUCAUUUAGUCUCAUGAAAAACAGAAUAUUGUUAGAGAUAGGACUCGCUUUCACCACUACAAAGAUGGUGUAUGCUCUUGUAAUGGUGAAUUUGUUGCUGCAAAUUGGAAACUUAAUACCAUAAAUGUAAAAUAUUGUUGUUGGAGACAAUGUGCAAAUAAGAAACUUAAAAGUUAGGAUGC
Messenger RNA from Hevea brasiliensis (rubber tree), 2222 nucleotides. RefSeq names its product pentatricopeptide repeat-containing protein At4g14820. The record is from RefSeq and is a predicted model, not a curated record. Gene Ontology annotation, biological process: RNA modification. Lineage: Eukaryota; Viridiplantae; Streptophyta; Magnoliopsida; Malpighiales; Euphorbiaceae. Gene Ontology annotation, molecular function: protein binding; RNA binding; zinc ion binding.